Molecule: messenger RNA, 7621 nt
Organism: Acipenser ruthenus (sterlet)
Lineage: Eukaryota; Metazoa; Chordata; Actinopteri; Acipenseriformes; Acipenseridae
Product: histone-lysine N-methyltransferase SETDB1
Biological process (GO): negative regulation of gene expression; heterochromatin organization
Cellular component (GO): nucleus
Molecular function (GO): protein binding; zinc ion binding; DNA binding
Source: RefSeq, a predicted model, not a curated record
GGAUUCUGAUUGGCCUCAGUGUGGAAAUGGGCGUGGUCAGCCCCUGACAGAGAGCGGAGGGAUCAGGCAUAGCUACAGGCGCUGAAGACAAACCUGCAUUUCAUAUACAUUUAAAAGUUUAUUAAAAAGAAGAUAUCAAGCGUUUAUCUGUAUUGUAUGUUUUUGAACUAUUUCGGACCUGGAAUUUGAGGGAAAGAAUAUUAAAAAAAAAUAAUAAUAAACAGCCCCGAAUCGCACCGCUCUCGCUCGUGCAAGACUUCACCAUCUUCUCAUCGAAAGACGGGGGCUGGCGAUGGAGUCCCCGGUGGAUGUCUCCAGGCUGGAGCAGGAGGUGGUGGAGGAGCUGGGGGUGUCCAUGGAGGAGCUGCGGGUCUGGAUCGAUGAGGAGGUGGAGAAGUGUGACUUCUUCAAGCAGCGCAAAGCGCAGCUGAGCGAGCUGGAGAGCUGGGUGCAGCAGAAAGAGGCCGAGGUGGAGUCUGUGGACAAGCUCUUCGUGGACGCUUCACAGUCCGUGGUGGACUGCGAGGCUCUGGUGAAGGAGCUCUACGCCAAGCUGAGUCUGAGCUAUCGGGAGAGCAGCUCCGAGGACGAGGACGCGGCUUCCAAGGGGGGCAAAGAGGGUGAGGUCAUUGAGAUCGACGACGAGGAAGACGAGGACGAGGACCAGGUGGUGGACGUGGAAGGCGUCGUUCCUGCAACGAAGCUACCAGCUACCCCAACCACCAAGGAUCCAGCAAUGUUUAAAGAUGCCAUGGCCGCUAUGAAGAAGUCUGCUCAGGAGGUGCAGAAGUUCGUGGAUGCCGUUUCCAAGAGCAGCCCGGAGCCCCCCUCCACCUCCCUGCUGAAUCGAGGACCCCCAGCCCCUCAGAGUCUCUCCUCUCAGCCCCCGCAGCAGGCAGGGGGUGUCGCAGUGAAGGAGGGGGAGCUGGUGCUGUACAUGCGCAUCCUGGGCAAGAAGAGGACCAAGACCUGGCACAAGGGCACCCUGAUCGCUAUCAACCCCACGGGCUCGGGCAGCUUCAAAUACAAAGUGAAAUUCGACAACAAGGGGAAGAGCCUGCUGUCAGGAAACCACGUGGCGUUCGAUUACCACCCCGCGCUGGACAAGCUGCACGUGGGCGCCCGCGUGGUAGCCAAGUACAAGGACGGGAACCAGGUGUGGCUCUACGCGGGCGUGGUGGCAGAGAUGCCCAACAGCAAGAACAAAAUGAGGUUUCUGAUCUUCUUCGAUGACGGCUACGCCUCUUACGUCAGUCUGCCAGAGCUGUACCCGAUCUGCAGGCCGUUGAAAAAGACCUGGGAGGAUAUCGAGGAUGCUUCCUGCCGUGACUUCAUCGAGGAGUACGUCACCUCCUACCCCAACCGGCCAAUGGUGCUGCUCAAAGCGGGUCAGCUGAUCAAGACGGAGUGGGAGGGGACCUGGUGGAAGUCCCGCGUGGAGGAAGUGGACGGCAGCCUGGUCAAGAUCCUCUUCCUGGAUGAUAAGCGCUGUGAGUGGAUCUACCGCGGCUCCACGAGGCUCGAGCCCAUGUUCAACCUCAAGAUGAACACGGCCAACUUCCAGGAGAAGAAGCAAGCCGGGCUGCAGCGGACCCGGCCGAACAUGGGCGCCCUGAGGUCCAAGGGGCCGGUGGUUCAGUACACCCAGGAGCUGAGCGGGACAGGCCCAGCCAAGCCAGCCGCACCGGGACCCCAGCCCAGGAUCCUGCCCAAGCCUGACUCCCCGCAGACACAGCCCCCCAGGAACGAGAGUCCGGACAGCCAGGUGUCGUCUCAGAGCCGCAACAAGCAGCAGGUAGCAAAGAAGAGCACGUCCGCCUUCGGGGCGCCCAAGACGCCCCCCUCCUCCUCCUCCCCCGCUGAGAGCCAGAGCCAGAACCAGAGCCAGAGCCAGAGCCAGAACCAGAACCAGAACCAGAACCUUACCAGGACCCUGAUCCCAACCUCGCACCCCAGGUCAUCCCCCGCUGAGAGCCAGAGCCAGAGCCAGAACCAGAGCCAGAACCAGAGCCAGAACCAGAACCAGAGCCAGAACCAGAACCUUACCAGGACCCUGAUCCCAACCUCGCACCCCAGGUAUUUCUUACUCCACACCGCUACCACCACACCCCUCCAGCAAAGCCAGCAGCAGCAGCAGCAGCAGCAGCAAAUCCUCCAGCAACCGUCCUCCACCACCUCCUCCUCCUCCUCCCCUCAGCUCUACCACUCCUCCCUGAGCGACCGCAUGCCCCUGGAGCCCUCCUACCAGGCCCCCAGCGAGAAGCUCUUCUACGUGCCCCACAGCUGCGGCCCGGGCUGCCUGGACCGACUCCGCCCCGCCCGGCUGGACCAGUUCCGCGGCCGCAACCCGCUCCUCGUCCCCUUGCUGUACGACUUCCGGAGGAUGACGGGCCGGCGACGGGUGAACCGGAAGAUGUGGUUCCACGUGAUCUACAAGUCCCCCUGCGGGCUGAGCCUGCGCAGCAUGACGGAGAUCGAGCGCUACGUGUUCUCCACCCGCUGCGACUUCCUCUUCCUCGAGAUGUUCUGCCUGGACCCUUACGUGCUGGUGGACCGUCGCUUCCAGCCCCAGAAGCCCUUCUACUUCGUGAGAGACAUCACCCGUGGCAGGGAGGACGUGCCGCUGUCCUGCGUCAACGAGAUCGACAUGACCCCGCCCCCCAGCGUGGCCUACAGCAAGGAGCGGCUCCCGGGCAAGGGCGUGGCUAUCAACACCAGCGGGGACUUCCUGGUGGGGUGCGACUGCACUGACGGCUGCAGAGACAAGUCCAAGUGUGCGUGUCACCAGCUGACUCUGCAAGCCACCACCUGUACCCCAGGGGCGCAGAUGAACCCCAGCGCAGGCUACACGGACAAGAGGCUGGAGGAGUGCCUGCCCACGGGGGUCUAUGAGUGUAAUAAGCGCUGUGGCUGCAACCCUCAGAUGUGCACGAACAGGCUGGUGCAGCACGGGCUGCAGGUGAGGCUCCAGCUGUUCAAGACUCAGAACAAGGGCUGGGGCAUCCGCUGCCUGGACGACAUCGCCAAGGGCUCCUUCGUGUGCAUCUACGCAGGUAAAAUCCUGACUGACGACUUUGCCGACAAGGAAGGCCUGGAGAUGGGGGACGAGUAUUUCGCCAACCUGGACCACAUCGAGAGUGUGGAGAACUUCAAGGAGGGCUACGAGAGCGACGCCAAGUGCUCCUCGGACGGGAGUGGUGUGGACGUGAAGGGAGGGGCCAGGGGCGGGGCCUUGAGGCUGGGCCGGCCCGGGGGGCGGGGCCAGGGAGGGCCGGCGCAGCGGCGGGACAGAGAGAACGAAGACAACAGCGACCGCUCGGACUCGGACUCCGAUGACGAGGACGAGGAGGAGGAGGAGGACGACGACGACGAUGAAGAGGAGGAGGAGGAGGAGAGCUCGGACGACAACUUCUGCAAGGAGGAGUUCUUCAACGCCAGCUCGGUGUGGCGCAGCUACGCCACCCGCAGGCAGACCCGCGGCAUGAAGGAGGGGGGCGCUGUCGUUGCUGCCGCCGCGCCGGGGGGGGACAGUAAGGAGGGUCUGUCCCGGCAGCAGAGCCUGGAGGACAGCCAGCCCCCCGUGUCGGAGGAGACUGGGAAGAACAAGGUGGCGUCCUGGCUGAGCGGCAUCAAGCAGGAGCAGAACAAGCCCGUCAAGAAGGAGCCGCAGCAAGACAAGGACUGUAAGGAAGAACAGAAGGUGUUUGAGAACAGCAGGAUGUUUGGGUACAACCCGUUCCCAGUGAAGACUGAGGGGAUGCGCCGUCCCGUCACCAAAACCCAGCUGCUGCAGAGCGUGCGUGGCCCGGGAGCGCAGACACAGGCAGAGGAUGUGAUGACCCUGUCCAGCUCUGACAGCGAGGGGGGCCGGAAGAGGAGGGGGGCCCAGAACCCCGGCAACGACAGCGAUGACAUCCAGACCAUCUCCUCGGGGUCCGAGGGGGGGGAGGAGAAGAGGAACACCAGCACCGGUAACACCAGCACAGGGAGGAGAGGAGAGGGGGGUAGAGAGGAGAGGAGAGGAGAGGAGAGGAGAUGGGAGGGGAGGGGAGGAGAUGACAUCCAGACCAUCUCCUCGUGGUCCGAGGGGGGGGAGGAGAAGAGGAACACCAGCACCGGUAACACCAGCACAGGGCCGGUGAAGAGGCAGGUCGCUGUCAAGUCGACUCGCGGUUUCGCUCUCAAGUCGACGCACGGCAUCGCGGUGAAGACGAGCAACAUGCCGUCGGCAGAGAAGGGAGACGGCGCCCCCGUCUGGAAAAAGACGCGUCCGUUCUACGAUGGAGAGGAGUCCUGUUACAUCAUCGAUGCCAAGCUGGAGGGGAACCUCGGGAGAUACCUCAACCAUAGCUGCAGCCCCAACCUGUUUGUCCAGAAUGUCUUUGUGGACACCCACGAUCUGAGGUUUCCCUGGGUCGCAUUCUUCGCCAGCAAGCGAAUACGUGCCGGGACGGAGCUGACCUGGGAUUAUAACUACGAGGUGGGGAGCGUGGAGGGCAAGGAGCUGCUGUGCUGCUGCGGGUCCACAGAGUGCCGGGGCCGCCUGCUGUAACCCUGGGGCCACGUCCGAACCCCUAACCCAUCCACGCUCACACACACAGAGUGCCGGGGCUGCCUGCUGUAACCCUGGGGCCACGCCCGAACCCCUAACCCAUCCACGCUCACACACACAGAGUGCCGGGGCCGCCUGCUGUAACCCUGGGGCCACGUCCGAACCCCUAACCCAUCCACGCUCACACACACAGAGUGCCGGGGCUGCCUGCUGUAACCCUGGGGCCACGCCCGUACCCCUAACCCAUCCACGCUCACACACACAGAGUGCCGGGGCUGCCUGCUGUAACCCUGGGGCCACGCCCGUACCCCUAACCCAUCCACACACACACACACACACACACACACACAGAGUGCCGGGGCCGCCUGCUGUAACCCUGGGGCCACGCCCGAACCCCUAACCCAUCCACACACAACCUGAGCCCUUCACUGCCACAAGAGGAAUAGGAGGCUUGCGUUUUGUGGGGCUUUAUGAUUUGAUAGUUAGUUUGCAGUAUUUCAAACCGUGCUCGAUAUCCACGUGUCUCCCGGAGCCCAGGAGAUGCAGACCUUUUUAUAAUUUUUUUUUUUUUUUUGCGUUUAAAAGUUUUUGUGCUCCAUAUUAAGCUGUGAAACGUUUUAUCUUCACUGUUUAUUCCACUAACUAAGCUGUUUUAAUUCUAAUAAUAAUAAUAAUAAUAAUGAUAAUGCAUGUUGUUGUUUUUCACUCUGAGCUGAAGUUUCCCAGGUUCAGGCGCUCUGAACUGCGUUCUGUUGUUUAGGUGAGGUAGUGUAAGAUUAGUGUUACUCUGUCGCUUUGCUCAGAGAUCGCUGUAGUCCUGCUCUCCUAGCGUGUUGAAUAUCUCUCCCAGAUUGCUUUGUUGCAUUGCUGUACAGUCCUGCUCUCAGUGUGUUGAAUCUCUAUCUCUGAGAUCACUGUACAGUCCUGCUCUCAGUGUGUUGAAUCUCUAUCUCUGAGAUCACUGUACAGUCCUGCUCUCAGUGUGUUGAAUCUCUAUCUCUGAGAUUGCUGUACAGUCCUGCUCUCAGUGUGUUGAAUCUCUAUCUCUGAGAUCGCUGUACAGUCCUGCUCUCUGUGUUGAAUCUCUAUCUCUGAGAUCGCUGUACAGUCCUGCUCUGUGUUGAAUCUCUAUCUCUGAGAUCACUGUACAGUCCUGCUCUCUGUGUUGAAUCUCUAUCUCUGAGAUCGCUGUACAGUCCUGCUCUCGGUGUUGAAUCUCUAUCUGAGAUCGCUGUACAGUCCUGCUCUCAGUGUGUUGAAUCUCUAUCUCUGAGAUCGCUGUACAGUCCUGCUCUCUGUGUUGAAUCUCUAUCUCUGAGAUCGCUGUACAGUCCUGCUCUCUGUGUUGAAUCUCUAUCUCUGAGAUCGCUGUACAGUCCUCCUGUGUUGAAUCUCUGUCUCUGCGAUCGCUGUAGUCCUGCUCUUCCAAUGUGUUCAAUAUCUCUGUCUGCGAUUGCUGUCCAAUCCUGCUCUCAGUGUGUUGAAUCUCUAUCUCUGAGAUCUCUGAACAGUCCUCCUGUGUUGAAUCUGUCUCUGCGAUCGCUGUAGUCCUGCUCUUCCAGUGUGUUGAAUAUCUCUGUCUGCGAUUGCUGUCCAAUCCUGCUCUGUGUGUUGAAUCUCUAUCUCUGAGAUCGCUGUAGUCCUGCUCUCCCAGUGUUGAAUAUCUCGAUCUCUGAACAGUCCUCCUGUGUUGAAUCUGUCUCUGCGAUCGCUGUAGUCCUGCUCUUCCAGUGUGUUGAAUAUCUCUGUCUGCGAUUGCUGUCCAAUCCUGCUCUCAGUGUGUUGAAUCUCUAUCUCUGAGAUCGCUGUACAGUCCUGCUCUCCCAGUGUUGAAUAUCUCGAUCUCUGAACAGUCCUCCUGUGUUGAAUCUGUCUCUGCGAUCGCUGUAGUCCUGCUAUUCCAGUGUGUUCAAUAUCUCUGUCUGCGAUUGCUGUCCAAUCCUGCUCUCAGUGUGUUGAAUCUCUCUCUCUCUGUGAGAUUGCUUUGCUGUUCAGUCCAGCUCUCAGUGUGUUGAUGAUGCAGUUUAUCUGACAGUGCUGGAAACAGGCCCAGUUUGCUGAUGAUGCUGCUGCUGCUGCUGGUGGAGUGGUCAAUGCUAAGUGCUUUAUUAGCUGUACUGUUCUUGUAUGUAUUAUAUAUGUGUUGUAAUAAACGAUGCAAGUUUUGCAUGUGUAAAAAAAAAAAAAACACAAUGUUUGGGAGUGUUCUUUUGUUUUUUCUUACUGAAAGAAAGCUGUCUGUUUGUGUCUUGAGUGAACCCUGUUCUAAAUUCUUUAACUGAACUAAUCACUGAAACCUCCACCCUUCCAAACCCUGAAUUUGACCUGUUUAAAAACCUCCAGGCCUGUGUUUUGAGUGGACCCCCCCUCCUGGUCUCAGCGUUUAAUAAAAGGGUUCAGAGCGAGGUCUUGAACCAGCUGUCGUGUGUGUGUGUGUGUGUGUGAUAAAUAUCUUCCUCACCCAAACCCCAGAGUAACCAGACUGCUGCAUUACUGAAGAACAGAAAACACACGGACGAAUGCCACUGUUUAAUUAUUAUUAUUAUUAUUAUUGUAAUAAAAAUUAUUAUUUAAAACAAAACAAGCAAAGAAACUUCUUUGGGACAAAGCAGGCAUUGGUCAUGAGUUUAGGAAUGGAAGGAAGAGGGAGAGGGAAGAAAUGGAAGGAGGGAGGGAUGGAAAGAGGGAAGAAGGGAGGAAUAAGUGGAGGAAGCUGGUGAAGGCACUUGAUAAGUCACAAAAACAAAAACAAAAAAGUUAUUACAAAUAUCCCACUGUCACCGAAGUUCUCUUCUCCACUGAAAUGUCUCGUGGCUCCUUGGUGCAGCGUGGUGCUAUUUCCGCUGUGGGGGAAGGGUGAGGUUUGGGGCCCGGGCGCAGGCCAUUCUGUGUGACUGCAGGUCCUGGCUCUACUGCCACAACGAAGUCUUUCAUUUCUCUUCUCGUGUUCUUUCAUUUUUUUCCUGCAUGAAGAGGGUUAGUUUCUCGAUGUUACUGUAACUGUUAUCAGACUUGACGGGCUCAUUAUUAAUUGAUACGGGGGGGGGGGGGGCUCAUUACUGGUCCAAA